AUGUCUUCCGACACUACCCCUCAGAUGCAGCCUCUACCCGGCGCCUGGACUGCAGUCAUCAAUCAGAGGCCAUGGGGAAAGUGUUUGACUCUCCCUUGGUCUUACACGAAUCAACAUUUCAUGGAAUCAAUCAAACAACGCCAAUUUUGGUCCAGCGUUAAUGGCUUUGCGCAGUAUCGAGAAUGGCAGUACGAUGGCGCCUUGUUUGUGGCUCGGACUAGUCAUGUUUGCGGUGAUCCGCGAUUAUACCGACCUCAUGAAAUGGCCUAUCCCCGCGGCUUGAGAUAUGAUGAUAUCCGAUGGCUGUUCAAUUCCUUCCGGGAGCCGAUACCACUGUGGGUCACUGAUGUGUAUUUUGCGAGGACAAGAGAAUACAUUGAUAGCGUGCCAUAUGAUGACAAAAGAAGACCUGAAGGAUGGAAGCGAAAGUCCGGAAAUACCUGUGACAGAGAUCUCCGACAAGUCGGUCGCCUCGUCGGGCGGGGGUUUGAGGGAUGCUACAAGUGGUACCGUGGACUGCAAAGCGAAUCUGGUGUCGCUACCUGGAACAUCGCAGGAGGUCCCGGAUUUGUCAAAGCAGUCAUUUAA
This is a messenger RNA of Filobasidium floriforme, 588 nucleotides long. RefSeq lists its product as uncharacterized. The coding region runs from base 1 to 588 and encodes 195 amino acids. NCBI's taxonomy places the organism in Eukaryota, Fungi, Basidiomycota, Tremellomycetes, Filobasidiales, Filobasidiaceae. The transcript has 2 exons. The record is from RefSeq and is a predicted model, not a curated record.